Molecule: messenger RNA, 4440 nt
Organism: Adineta steineri
Lineage: Eukaryota; Metazoa; Rotifera; Eurotatoria; Adinetida; Adinetidae
Source: the annotation of a GenBank genome assembly
AUGACACUCCCAGUGCGCGAGCAUUUUGUAAACAAUGAUAUUUCAGAACUCCAAAAAGCUAAUCUUAGUCCAAUCGAUGGUUAUCAACGCUUAGUCGUUCUCACAUUAGAAGACGCUACGAAAGAACUGGUUCCACUUAUCUCUGAUCUCGAAAAUUCUGUACUGAUAGCUAAAAUAAAAUGCAAUAAAAGUUCAACUUUGUUGACAUGGGAUGAAUCAGCAGCAAUAUACCUUUACACAAUGUCCAAAGAUUUCUUUCCUUAUCUCAACAAUAAGCUCCGAGCUGAAAAUCGGCAUGAACUAAAACCGUGAGAAUCACAGCCUGAACCAGGACAUCUGUUUAAAUGGGGGCUGAAGGAGGCGUAUCAGCGAAAUAAUCGUAUUGAGCUUAUUAUCAAUCCGUCACAAUCUUUUCCAAUUCAGCAAAGCUACAUUAAUUUAGCCAUCGUGGAAACUAAGGAACAACAAGAAAACGAGAAGAAGCUCCUCAAUGCGCAACCCAGUCGUGAGAUCAUCAGGACUUAUGAAGAAAUAUACGACACAAAGACUGGAAUAGAAAUCAAGAAUAUUUUUGAUAAAUGCAAAGAUAAAACAAAAAAAAUUCUUGUCCUUGGACGAGCUGGUACAGGAAAAACAACAUUUUGCCGAUAUGUCACCCAUCGAUGGGUACAAGGUGAAAUUUGGUGUCAUUAUCAACUGGUUGUUUUAAUCGAACUACGUUUGUUGACAACCAGUCGCUAUCCAGCCAAUGCUAGUUAUUCACCAGUUGAUCUAGUAAAAAAAGAAUAUUUUUCGAAUCGUACGUUAUCGGAAGAAGAUAAACAAUGGUUCAACGAGCAGUCUGAUAAUGGUCAAGUUUUAUGGAUAUUAGAUGGUUAUGAUGAAUUCCCACAAAACAUUCCAGGACAAUUAAAAGAUGUAUUCAACCAUGUACGUAAAACACAACAUCACAUCCUGACCUCUCGCCCUUAUGCGAUUGCGUUGUCAUACGAUGUACACUUGGACAUCAUAGGUUUUACAGAUGCUAAUAUUGAAGAUUAUGUGAAGCAGUUUUUUGCCCAAAUCAAAGACAAAAUAUACAAUGCAGCAUUUCAAGCUCAAAAAAUACUCACUUUCUUAAAAUGUAAUUCAAGAAUUUGGGGUAUUGUACAUAUUCCAGUAAACCUAGAAUUAAUGUGCAGUCUUUGGUGUGAUACUGAUUGGUCAAAAACAACAACAUUGACAAUGACAACCGUGUACGAUAAAAUGAUAGAAUGGCUAUGUCGACGACAUGCAGAAAAACAAGAUGGUGGAGCUUCACAAAUGAGAAAAAACGCCGUUUAUAGACGUUGCCAUAAAGAAUUGACAUUCUUAGAAACCUUCGCUUUUUAUGGAAUGCAAGAAAAUACUAUAAUUUUACGGCCAAAAUUGCUCGAAAAAGUAGAGGUAGAUACCGGAUAUUGCUUGGACGAUCAUCCACAACUACUCUACAUCGGUAUUCUAAAAUCUUGUGACGAUCGUCCAAUUGGGACUCAUAUUGACGCUGAAAAAAACCACUACUUUCUUCAUCUCAGCUUCCAAGAACAUUUUGCAGCACGAUAUCUGGCAAAAGCUUUGAAUGAUGUAGCCCAAAAGCAAAAUGCAAUCGAUUUUAUCAAAACUCACAAGUACAAUCAACGGUUCGAACUGGUCUUCACUUUUGCGUCCGGUCUUCUGGUUGACCGCAAUAGUAAAACAUGCCUGAAUCUAUUCUGGGAGACAUUAUUAGGAGAGCCGUUAGAUCUUCUUGGUUUCAGACAUGUACAACUUCUUAUUACCUGUCUAGAAGAGGCUGGUUGUAAUUCAGAAAUUCCUCAGUUGCGUCAUUCCAUGAAUUUAAUAAAAAAAUGGAUAAAGUUUUCCAUAUACAACAACCAGCUUGAUAUGUAUCUUACAAAUGGGAACACUAAAGUUAGACGCACAGCGUGGGAAGCCAUUCGCACAUUGGGCGAAAAAGCAACCACAAAUGAAGUGAUCGAUAGACUCGGUGCUGCCCUUGAAGAUACGUAUUAUUACGUUCGAUGGACGGCCUGUAAAAUUGUAAUCAACAUCGGCGAAAAAGCAGCAACAAAUAAAGUAAUUAAUGCACUCAUAACUGCACUUGGAGAUUCUGACACCUACGUCGCAGUGACAGCAUAUGAAGCUCUCUGCAUAAUUGGUAACAAAGUAGCAACCGAUGAUGUGAUUAAUGCACUCAUCAUCGCACUCACCAAUACAAAUUCUGAUGUCAGACGCCAGGCGUGUGGAGCUCUUAACAAAAUUGCUGCGCAAUCGCCAAACAAUAAAGUGAUUAAGGGACUUCUCGGUGCAGUUUUGAAUGAGGAUCCUGAAGUCAGGUGCCAAGCGUAUCAAGGUCUCGACAAAAUUAUUGGAAGAGGAGUAACUGACGAUGCGAUUGAUGCAUUCAUCAUAGCACUCACCAAUACAAAUUCUGAUGUCAGACGCCAGGCGUGUGGAGCUCUCAACAAAAUUGCUGCGCUAUCGCCAAACAAUAAAGUGAUUAAUGGACUUCUCGGUGCAGUUUUGAAUGAGGAUCCUGAAGUUAGGAACCAAGCGUGGGAAGGUCUAGCCAAAAUUGAUGAAAGAGGAAGAAAGGAUGAAAUGAUUCAUGCACUCACACGUACACUUCGCGAUAGUGAUUCUCGCGUUAAGUGCCAGGCGUGUGAAGCUCUUAGCAAAGUUGUUGGGCAAUCGCCAAGUAACACAGUAAUUAAUGCACUCAUCGUUGCGCUUCUUGAUACGAAUUCUGAUGUGAGGCAGCGAGCGUGUGAAGUUCUCGAAAAAAUUAUGGAACCAAAUACAAUGGAUUAUGUGAUUAUGAAGCUCGUCGGCAUCCUUAAUGAUACGAACUCCCAAGUCAGAGUCUGGGCAUGUGAAGCUAUUAGCAAAAUUGGAGUGAAAUCGCCAAGUAAUAAAGUGAUCAAUGGACUUCUCAGUGCACUUUUGGAUAAGAAUCGUACAGUCAGGUACGAAGCGUGUAUAGGCCUCGAAAAAGUUGGGGCAAUAUCAGGAACCAAUGAACUGAUUAGUGAAUUAAUUAGUGAACUAAUCAGUGCACUCGGGGAUCUAUAUUAUCCAGUCGCAGAAACAGCGUGUGAAAUCCUCACAAAAAUUAGUGGGAAUGGAGCAACGGAUGACCUGAUCAAUGCACUUAUUAGUGCACUUGGUGAUAAGAAUGAUGAUAUCAAAUACAAUGCACGCAUAGUUCUCUUGAAAGUUGGUAACCAAAGACCAUGCGGUAAAGUAGUUAAUAGAGUGACUAGGGCGCUUAGAAAUAGGAACGAUGAGAUCCGACGCAAUGCGUGUGUGAUUCUCAGCAAAAUUCAUGGACAAAAAGCAACCGAUGAACUGAUGAUUGGACUACUCAGUGUACUGGAGUGUUCGGAUUUUUAUACCAAAGAGAUUGCAUGUGAUGUUCUCUGUGCAGUAGGUGAAAAAGCAGCAACCCGUGAGGUGCUUAGUAAACUGAUUAGUGCACUGACGGAUUGGAAUGAUGAUAUGAAAUGUAAAGCGUGUGAAACUCUUGGAAAUCUGGGCAAAAGGGCAGCAACCGAUGAAAUUUUUGAUGGACUUGUUUAUGUACUUGAAAAUAGCAACUCCGAUGUGAGAUCUAAGGCGUGUCUAACUCUCGGAAAAAUGGGUGCCGAAUUAGUAAAUCCCAAAAUUCUCAAUGGGCUUAUUAAUGCGCUUGGAGAUACGUCUGAUGACGUCAGAAAUAAUGCGCGUGUAGCUCUCAAUGAAUAUGGCAAAAACGUAGCAACGAUUGAAGUGAUUAAUAGCAUAAUCAAUGCACUUGGGAAUGGAAGCGAUGACAUUCAAUGCAAUACGCAUAUGACUUCCAGAAAAUCUGACAAAAAUGAAACUACUGAUGAAUUGGCGAAGAUGCUCAUUACUGCGCUGAAAGGUACGAAUGACUGCGUCAAAAUGCAAGUGUGUGAAUCUCUGGGUAAAAUGAAUAAUAAAGUGGCAACGAAUAAAGUGAUGCGAAGAUUAUUACUGGGAUGGAGUGAUGCUAGUCCUGAGAUGCAAGAUACUGCGAUCAAAAUGAGUGAAAAGACAUUGUGUUCUUUGUCGUGUAUGGUUAGUUUUGAUAGCUGUACUGUAGAGGAACUUUUGUUGUGUAUUGAUCGGUUCAACUGGAAGCUGAUGGACGAAGUCUCCGCAAACAAUAUCGUCAAAGCUUUUCUGAAGACGAAAAUUUUAUUUUGGCGUCCCAUUAUCAAAACAGUUUUAGUUCGACAGGGCAAUGGUAUCAGUGUUAGUGAAGAUACUAUCACGUUAUAUGGUAGUAAGGAACCUGUUAAGAUAUCCGUUCCAGACAGAAAUCUUGGAGAACAAUUGAAAAAUUAUUUAUGUGAGGAUGUUUUGGUAAGUUACAUGGCUGAUGAAGUGACUGAGUCACCGUGCGAUGGAUGUGCCUGA